AUGAACUGGCACCUGGUCAUCUCGGGGCUCAUAGUAAUGGUGCUAAAAAUCGCUGGAAUGACUUUGUUUCUGCUUUAUUUCCCGAAGAUUUUUGGUGAAAGUGAUGUCAGCAUCACCCCCACAGGGAGCUCUGGGACAGUCUGCCCCCAGGGAUGGGAUUUUCAUGAAGGAAGAUGUUUUUUCUUGUCGGCUUCUGAAUUGUCUUGGAACAAAAGCAGGGAUUUCUGUGAAGCAAAAGGAUCAACUCUGGCUAUUGUCAACAAACCAGAAAAACUGACGUUUCUCCAGGACAUAACUGGUGCUGAGAAGUAUUUUAUUGGCUUACUAUUCCAGCAAGCAGAGAAAAAGUGGCGUUGGAUCAACAAGUCCAUGUUCACUGGCAAUGUCACCAAUGAGCGUCAGAAUUUCAACUGUUUGACCAUUGGCCUAACCACAACGUAUGACGCUGCUUCCUGUGACAUCAGCUACAGGUGGAUCUGUGAGAAAGCUGCCAGAUAA
Condylura cristata (star-nosed mole) is the source of this 498-nucleotide messenger RNA. RefSeq names its product C-type lectin domain family 5, member A (gene CLEC5A). The record is from RefSeq and is a predicted model, not a curated record. Lineage: Eukaryota; Metazoa; Chordata; Mammalia; Eulipotyphla; Talpidae. Bases 1 to 498 code for a protein of 165 amino acids. The transcript is spliced from 5 exons. Gene Ontology annotation, biological process: innate immune response. Gene Ontology annotation, molecular function: virus receptor activity.